Nerophis lumbriciformis (worm pipefish) is the source of this 6226-nucleotide messenger RNA. It is a transcript of the gene sez6l2, whose product is annotated as seizure related 6 homolog (mouse)-like 2. The record is from RefSeq and is a predicted model, not a curated record. Lineage: Eukaryota; Metazoa; Chordata; Actinopteri; Syngnathiformes; Syngnathidae. Gene Ontology annotation, biological process: synapse maturation; regulation of protein kinase C signaling. Gene Ontology annotation, cellular component: neuronal cell body; endoplasmic reticulum.
GUGAUUCACCGACCUUUGUGCGAGACUGUGUGUAGGAAUGAGUCGUCAAACAGGAGGCAGUGUCCCUCAGACCAGCACUGAGGCUCCCCUCCCACCACCAGCUCACACAGAGGGGGAGUUUGCAGACCUACAGAACUUCCGCUACAGGACAUCGCCAAUCUUCUUGAAACUGCUUUCCCACCUUGUGCGUGAGCCGCUAAGGGGAGGUCUGAGCCCAUUCGGUAACAGUGCCACAGGAACAAGAGCAGGAGCGUCCACAGAAGGCCACUCAUUACAGCACAUGGCCACUAGAGUGCGCCUGGCGCCUCCACAGGCACAGAAGAAGCCCCCCCCAUAUCACAGCCGAAUGCGUCAAGCGGUCCGUGGGCAGCCAUAGGGGACACCUCGGCAGCGUGUUGACGGGGCCUUAAGCAACAGGAUCCGGUCUAACGAACCCAUCAUAGGCGCCUACAAAAAAAGGUUUCCAGUGAGAGCCAUGGGGUCCACACACCUUUCUGUGAUACUGUCUGUCACCAUAAUCCACCUAGUUUCAGGCAUGAGCUUUAUGAAUCCUGAGACUGACACAUCACCAACAUCGCCGCCUGACUCAUAUCCUCUCGGUGACCUGAUCCAUGCGGCCCUACAGAGUAAGGAAUACUUGGCUGAGGCUUCUACCACCGCGGCAGGCACUACCACCAAUCCGACACAGGCGGCGCCCGGAGUCAGGCGCAGCGAGUCGACCGCCACGGUCAUUUCGCCAGGACUGCUGACCACGGCGUUAGGAUCGUCCUCUACAGGAGGCCACAUUGGAUCGAGAAACCGCAUGUCCUUUGUGCCCAUAGAAGAGGAGACGACCACUACUCUAAUCACCACCACUACGAUAACCACAAUGCACAUGCCAGUUCAGUGCAAUGCAUCAUUGUCCGCAAUGGAGGAUGUUGUAGAGUCACCAGAUUCUGCAUCGUCAUCAUCUUCCCCUCCCCUUGAAUGCACUUACAGCAUCACAGUGUAUGCAGGCUAUGGUGUGGAGAUUCAGGUGAGGAAGGUGAACCUAUCCAAGGAUGAGUCGCUGACCAUCAUGGGGUACGGGGGUCCGACACCAGAGCUGUUGGCAAAUGAGACACUGAUUAGGGAGGGUCAAGUGAUUCGCAGUACGACCAAUCAGGUGCACAUCCAUUAUCGCAGUCGCCAGCAGAGCAACCAUGGAAAGUUUAUCCUCAACUAUCAAGCUUUUAUGCUGUCCUGUCCGUUCCCUCGUUCCCCGGAAAGCGGCGGCGUGACCGUGACCGACAUCCACCCAGGUGGUCAGGCACACUUCCACUGUGAUCCAGGUUUCCAAGUUCGAGGUCACGAGGUGGCGACAUGCGUCAACACCACACAACCACACUGGAGCACGCCCGAACCCCAAUGUGACGCAGUGUCUUGUGGAGGAUGGAUUCGUAAUGCAACAGUGGGCCGAAUACAGUCACCGCCCCCUCCGUCUGUCGCCAACCACAGCAAUGGCAACAACCUGAGCUGCCACUGGUUGUUGGAGGCCAAAGAAGGCCACAAACUCCACCUGCACUUUGAGAGGAUCGCGCUGGAUGAAGAUGACGACAAGUUAAUUGUGCGCAAUGGAAACAGUUCGCUGUCAUCACCGCUCUUCGACUCAGAUUUGGAUGACGUCCCGGAGCACGGACUCCUGAGCGAGAGCACCUCACUGUACUUAGAGCUCACUGCUGAUUCAUCCUCCAUCCCUCUUCUUCUGGCGCUGCGGUAUGAGGCUUUCGAUGAUGAGCACUGCUGGGAGCCCUACAUGCCUCAUGGCAACUUCAGCAGCAGCGACAUCACCUACCAGCUGGGCACCACUGUUACCUUCAGCUGCUCUCCAGGCUAUGUCAUGGAACAGGGCUCAGCCACUAUUGAGUGUGUGGACGCCAGCAAUCCCCACUGGAAUGAUAGUGAACCUGUGUGCAAAGCUCUGUGUGGAGGGGAGCUGACCGAACCCUCUGGCACCAUCCUGUCUCCUGAUUGGCCCCAGAGCUACUCCAAGGGUCUGGAUUGCUUAUGGCAGAUCCACGGCAACGAGGAGAAGCGCAUUGAACUGGACAUCCAUAUUUUAAAUAUUCGCCACACUGACGUGCUGACCAUUUUUGACGGCCGCGAUCUCAUGUCCCACGCCAUCGGCCAGUACCUGGGAUCCAAAGAACGAUUCAAAGUCGUGUCAGGGGGGUCAGAGGUCACCAUUCAAUUCCAGAGUGAUCCGGAGGAUGCCAGCUUCAUCCUAAGUCAGGGAUUCCUCAUUCAUUAUCGUGAGGUGGAGCCAAAUGACACCUGCCCCACUCUUCCUCAAAUCGAGUUUGGAUGGAUCAGCUCGUCCCACUCUGCCCCCGUGAGAGGAAGUGUACUGACCUAUCAGUGCCAACCAGGAUAUGACAUCAAUGGUUCGGACAUCAUCACCUGUCAGUGGGACCUCUCCUGGAGUAGCAGCCCACCUACCUGUGUCAAAGUCCAGCAGUGUCCUGACCCGGGCGAGGUUGUCAACGGAGCGCGCUCAGUGCGCCCCGAAGCCGGCUUUGCAGUCGGAACCGUCGUCCGUUUCUCGUGUAACCAAGGUUACCAACUCGAGGGUCCCAGCCAAAUCUCCUGCCACGGACGAGACACCGGUACACCCAAAUGGAGCGACCACAGCCCGAAGUGUGUCUUAAAAUACGACCCAUGCCCGAACCCUGGCGUCCCGGACAAUGGCUACCAAACGUUGUACAAGCACAGCUACCAGGCAGGAGAAAAUCUGCGCUUCUUCUGCUAUGAGGGCUACGAGCUCAUCGGUGAGGUGAUUAUUUCCUGUGUUCCCGGACAUCCGUCUCAGUGGAACAGCCCACCACCCUUUUGCAAAGUGGCCUAUGAGGAGCUUCUGGAUGAUCACAAAUUAGAAGCGUCCCAAACGUUUGAGCCCUCCCACCAGAUCCUAAGUGAGAACAUUGCUUUGGCAAUAAUUCUGCCCAUCAUCCUGGUCAUCCUCCUGAUUGGCGGCAUUUACAUGUACUAUACAAACAUCUGCAGACUAGAAUGGAAGCCACUCUUCUGGAAGUCUCUUUCUCACACACACUCCUACAGUCCCAUCACAGUCGAGUCCGAUUUCAACAACCCGCUGUAUGAGGCAGGGGAUACACGGGAGUAUGAAGUGUCCAUUUAAGUUUGGUAAGACUGAACCAUGAUAAUAUGAAUUUCUUUAAUAGGGCAAAAUGUUUUUAUUACUAAAAGACCAUCAAAUCUGCCUUUCACUUUUUUAAUCAUCUGCUUAGUUGAAUUGUGUGAAUGCUGAAAAGUAUUUCUUUCUGUUCCGCACUUUUUUGUGCACCGUCUUUUCCCACAGUUUGAAGUUCAAGUCUCAAAACGUUCGGCUCAGGCAGGACCCGUUAGCUACCUUUUUUUUUUUUUUUAACUUUCCACGUUUUCCGGGACAUUUUUCCCAUUGAAAACAGUCAAACCAACAAUUUGUCCAGUUCCACUAAAUUCCCGGUUUUCCCACAAUUCCCUUUUUUCAAUUACAGAAUGUCCACUUUUUUUUUUUUUUCGACUCCUUCCCCGAAAUUUUUCAACCGAUGUCAGCUGUUCCACCAUCAAAACAUUCCUCUUAGUCAGCCCAAUUGCGCUAUCUAAAUUUUUUUUUUUUAAGAAAAAUUCCCCGUUUUUCAAUAGGCUAUUCCUGCUUUUCCGUAACUGUUUAAAAUUGUUACCACUUCCACAUUUCUCAACGGAUUCAAGCGGUGCCAACACAAACCUAUUCAGCGCCUUCACGGAAAUUGUGCUAUUUUCCACAUUCCCGAAUUUCCUGCUUAUAACACUUAUUCUUUAUUAAAAACUGUUACUACUUUCACAUUUCCCAACCAAUUUCCCACCAUUCCAAAGUCAAAAUGCUCUUUUGUAACUAGCAUGCUAACUUAUUUGUAGUUAUUUUUACAGACUUAACACAUGCUAACUGUUAACAUGCUAACGUCAGCAUGCUAACUGGUUUAGCAAAUUUGACACAUUUUUAGCUUAUUUUGCAGGCAUACACCUCAGAGUCAUAUAACUUAGUAUUUGACACAUGCUAAUUGGGUGCAUAAAUGCUAACUUUAGCAUGCUAACGUUAGCUUUUCCACGCGGGUUGUGCAUUUCAGCAUUCACACGCUUUUUUUUGUGCACCGUUUUUUCCCACAGUUUAAAGUUAAAGUAUCAAAACGUUAGGCUCAGUCAGGACACGUUAGCGACCUUUUUUUUUUUUUUUGUUUUUUACUUUCCAAGUUUUCCGGGACAUGUUUCCCAUUGACAACAGUCAAACCAACAAUUUUUCCAGUUCCACACAAUUCCCGGUUUUCUCGAAAUUCCCUUUUUUCAAUUACAGAAUGUCCACCUUUUUUAUUUUGACUACUUCUCCCAAGUUUUUCAACCGAUGUAAUGUUAGUUAUGUAACUAGCAUGCUAACAUUUUUAUAGUUAUUUUUACAGUCAUAUUGGUACUUGACACAUGCUAACUGUUAACAUGCUAACUGGUUUAGCUAAUUCUUCACAUGUUUAGCUUAUUUUGCAGGCAUACACCUUCAGAGUCAUAUAACUUAGUACUUGGCACAUGCUAAUUGUGUGUGUAUAAAUGCUAACUGUUAGCAUGCUAACGUUAGCUUUUCAACUCGGGUUGUGCAUUUCAGCAUUCACACGCUUUUUUUUGUGCACCGUCUUUUCCCACAGUUUCAAGUUCAAGUAUCAAAACGUUCGGCUCAGUCAGGACACGUUAGCGGCCUUCUUUUUUUUUUUUUUUUAAUUUUCCACGUUUUCCGGGACAUUUUUCCCAUUGAAAACAGUCAAACCAACAAUUUUUCCUGUUCCACAAAAUUCCCGGUUUUCCCGGAGUUCCCUUUUUUCAAUUACAGAAUGUCCACCUUUAUUUAUUUUGACUACUUCUCCCAAGUUUUUCAACCGAUGUGAUGUUAGUUAUGUAACUAGCAUGCUAACAUAUUUUUUGUUAUUUUUACAGUCAUAUUGGUACUUGACACAUGCUAACUGUUAACAUGCUAACUGGUUUAGCUAAUUCUUCACAUGUUUAGCUUAUUUUGCAGGCAUACACCUUUAGAGUCGUACUUGACAUGCUAAUUGUGUGUAUACAUGCUAACUGUUAGCAUGCUAACGUUAGCUUUUCAACUCGGCUUGUGCAUUUCAGCAUUCACACGCAAUAUUUCCCCGAAAUAGCAUAUUCUAGUGAUGGAAGCGCUAUUUUGAUUUGGUGGAUUCGACAUCUCAGUCCGAUUCUCUGCUACAUUGGGAACGGUGCCUUACGAGGGGUAACAAAUUGGACUUUUAGGAAAUAAUAGAAGAAUUGUUCUUCUUUUUUUAGUUAUUUUUGAGGCCAAAACAUUGAAGGAAGAAUUGCUUUUCUUUUUUUUAGUUAAGUUACAUCAAGGCCAAAACAUUGAAGGAAUUAGCAAUAGCAACAACAAGCUAAUUUUACACACGACCUAACAAAAUGCACUUGAAUGUUUAUUUUUAUGUGAAAUGUUUGUAACUCACCAUUUUCCCCCCACUUUGUCUUUUUUUUUGUGUAAAGUCCACACAAACACAUUGAAUGUAAAUAUGUGACUUGAUAUUGACUGAGGUUGGUAUAUAUAUAUAUACAGUACUUGAUUAAAUAUAUAUAUAUAAAUAUAUAUAUAUAUAAACCUCAUAUUUACACUUGGUCAGGGGAGGUUGUAUAUUUUCAUUAAACAGAUAAUGAAAUUUCAGUGCCAAAAUAUGAGAAGAUAAAUCAACGUCCUCAAGUGUUUCAUCUGUUGUUGCGUAGUGUUUACAGACAGUGUUUAUUUAUUUAUUUGUUUUCUACAAAAGCAUUAUCACCUAGUGUCUCAUGACAUGUAGUUCAAGAAAAAGCGAGGACAUGAAUGUCAUUAUGCUUAUAGCAUGCACUGAUUGUAAAUUAUAUUGCUUCUGCUCAAUCUUGCCAUGAUCAUCAUAGUUAUUGACAUAUCAGAUUUGAUGUUGUAUGCACUAUGUUGAUGAAAAAUUAUGACCCUGGCUGUUCGCUGUAAUGCAUUAUGUAUUUAUUUGAAAGGGAUUAUACGCGCGGCCAGUAUUUGUCUCAUUCGCCGCGCCGAAUGCAAGGUCUCGGAGACUGUUGCUUAGUAGACUGAAGUAUUUUCAUCAGUAGCAUUCCUUUGCUUCAUAUAUGAGUACUUUCUUUUGAAGACAGUUAUUUAUUUGCUCAACUUGAAAUAAAGUCUUUGUUGAAUGGUGUCAAA